This is a messenger RNA of Strongylocentrotus purpuratus (purple sea urchin), 1622 nucleotides long. RefSeq names its product papilin-like. Bases 339 to 1622 code for a protein of 427 amino acids. NCBI's taxonomy places the organism in Eukaryota, Metazoa, Echinodermata, Echinoidea, Camarodonta, Strongylocentrotidae. The transcript is spliced from 8 exons. The record is from RefSeq and is a predicted model, not a curated record.
UGUUCAAUUCAAUACUCGUAACUUCUACCUCCGAUUUUCUAGAAACGUGGUGCAUAUAAGGACACACACCCAGACAUCCCACUGCGGUGUGACUUUUAAAUUACAUGCCAACCAACUAACCUUCCGAGAGAACUACAAUUGACUUUUCCCCCGCGUUCGAUGAAAUUAAUGUCAUCGCUUCUAUUUGACCAACCAAUUAUCAGUAGGGGACGGACCUGUUAUUAAAAUUUGCGAGAGAGGAUAGGAUAGAUGCGAAAAUAUGUCAAUGUUGCAAGAGCUUUGCAGUGGAGUUUGUGUUUUCGUUUAAUCGUCGCCGGUGGACUGACCUGAGUUGCAGGAUGAGGAUGGACGGUGUGAUGGUGGUUUUGCCGGGCCUCGUCGGGAGCGGUGCACAGCGAUUCGGUGUUUGCCUCACGUUGAUUCUGGUUCUCGUCGGGUCUAUCUGUAAUAGUCAACGUACCCACGACUGCACAGAUUUGAUAUUGACCAAUGGGACGCUAGUCAUCGAUACAGACUGCGGCGUGUGGUAUCUUGUUUGUGACGACAACAGUACGUCAUGUCUAUCCUAUGACGUCACAAACGGCCAAAACGUGACGUAUACAUGUACGAUGUCCAUUGAAGACUUGGACCUGGAUUUCGAAUCUUCUGAAGAUGGAAGUGGAGAUGAUACCACGCCGUGGUUGUCACCUACACAGCUUUUUAACACCAACCCAACAAGUGGAACCACUUCCAACCCGGACAGCACUGAGAGCAGCAUGACCAACCCAAGUAGCGUGACUCCAGAGACUACAUUUCAAUCUGGAAAGCCUGGGACCACACCUUACAAGACCACAUCCGGUCAGUCGACGGGAAUGGCAACAGGAACGGACGGGGUAUCCUGCCCCUCGGACACGACACCUGAGACCCUGACACCCACAGCAGGAAGCACCUUAAGCACCGCAGAGGGCGCCACCACACCCCUUUGCGAGAAUGCUACCAUAGUUAAGAACGUCACCGAGAUAGUCAGUACCGACAUGACUGGCACAACAGACUAUACCACCAUAGAUCCAAAUCCAGAACAGCUGGACUGUGAUCAACUCUACAAUGCAAGUGUGAAUCAGCACGUGGUUCUCCGUGGCAGCAUAACCUACUACAGCUACAUCGAUGACUUCAACACAACUUGGCAUUAUGGCGUCGCUACCUUCAAUGUGAACGGAUCACUGUAUCUUGGCUCAGCGCUGAGGGUUGAGGUCCGUGGAGAAAAUGCGCUUCGUGUGAGCAGCACCUUUGGUGACGUCAUCAUAAAUACAACCAUUCACCUUGAUCGCAUAAACUCGUCGCAAAACGGCAACGAUUCCAGUUCAUUCACAGAUCAACAUUUAGGUGGAUUUGGACGUGCUAGAGGUCCCGGUGGAGCUGCACCAAACUCCUCCGAUGGGGCGGGGCAUGGAGGUAUGGGCGGGGCUAUGACCCCCUCCACCCGCUACAGCCAGGCCUACUUGGUGAAUGAAACGGAACAUCUUCUGGGAGGAAGCGCAGGUGGAACGUGGACGAAUAUCAAUGGGACAGAGAGAGCUGUUGGCGGUGGUGCACUAGAGAUGAUCGCAGCGGGUUUUAUCUACAUAGAACUCUCAGCGCCAUAG